CUGCUCCUCCUGCUCCUGCUCCUGCUCCUGCUGCUCCUGUCCGGGCUCUACCUGCUCAGUGGAGACCUGCACUACGGGCUGCCGCUGCCGCUGGGGUCCCCGGCGCCCCCCCGGUGCCCCGGGCAGGCCGCGGGCGAGGCCCCGGGGCGGGCAUCACUGGAGGCCCAGGUGCGGGCGGCCCAGGCGGAGAACCGACGGCUGCGGGAGGCCCUCGCCCGGCAAGGGGAGCGGGGCCCGGGCCCCGGCCCCGACGGUUGUGCCCCCCGGGCCCAGGCCCGCAAGUGCCAGCUCCUGCACGUGGCCAUUGUCUGCGCCGGACACAACUCAAGCCGAGACGUGGUCACCCUGGUCAAGUCCAUCCUGUUCCACAGAAAGAACCCCCUGCACUUCCACCUGGUGACCGACGCCGUGGCCCGGCACAUCCUGGAGACGCUGUUCCGAUCCUGGAUGGUGCCCUCCGUCCUGGUCAGCUUCUACAAUGCCGAUGAGCUCAAGCCUGAGGUGGCCUGGAUCCCCAACAAGCAUUACUCAGGCAUCUAUGGGCUCCUGAAGCUGGCGCUGCCCCGGGCACUGCCCCCCGACCUGCCCCGCGUCAUCGUCCUGGACACCGACAUCACCUUCGCCUCUGACAUCGCUGACCUCUGGGCCGUGUUUGCCCAUUUCUCAGACAAACAGGUGAUCGGGCUGGUGGAGAACCAGAGCGACUGGUACUUGGGCAAUCUCUGGAAAAACCACCGUCCCUGGCCGGCUCUGGGCCGGGGCUUCAACACAGGGGUGAUCCUGCUGCGGCUGGACCGGCUGCGGCAGGCCGGCUGGGAGCAGAUGUGGCGGCUGACGGCCGAGAGGGAGCUGCUCACCAUGCUGGCCACCUCCCUGGCCGACCAGGACAUCUUCAACGCGGUGAUCAAGCAGUACCCGUGGCUGGUGCACCCGCUGCCCUGCUCCUGGAACGUGCAGCUCUCGGACCACACCCGCUCCGAGCAGUGCUACUCCGAGGUGUCUGACCUCAAGGCGAUCCACUGGAACUCGCCCAAGAAGCUGCGGGUGAAGAACAAGCACGUGGAAUUCUUCCGCAACUUGUACCUGACCUUCCUCGAGUACGACGGCAACUUGUUGCGCAGGGAGCUCUUCGGCUGCUCCGGCUCUCCCGGCGUGGACGCGACCGCGGGGAGCCCCCCGGCCCCACUACCCGCUGACGGCAGCCAAGGGGGAGGCCUGUUCCCUCCCCUCCAGCCUGAGCGGUCCCAGCUGCAGCAGGCCCUGGACGAGCUGGACGAGGACGACGUCUGCUACGAGUUCCGACGGCAGAGGCUCACUGUGCACCGUGUGCACCUCACCUUCCUGCCCCACGAGCCCCCGGCGCCCCGGCCCCACGACGUCACCCUGGUGGCUCAGCUCUCCAUGGACCGGCUGCAGAUGCUGGAGGCGCUGUGCCGUCACUGGGCGGGGCCCAUGAGCCUGGCGCUCUACCUGUCCGACGCCGAGGCCCAGCAAUUCCUGCGCUUCGCCCAGGCCUCGGAGGUCCUGGCCGCCCGGCGGGACGUAGCCUACCACGUGGUCUACCGGGAAGGCCCGCUCUACCCCGUCAACCUCCUGCGCAACGUGGCCCUGGCCCAGGCCCAGACUCCGUACGUCUUCCUCAGCGAUAUCGACUUCCUGCCCGCCUACUCCCUCUACGACUACCUCAGGGCCUCCAUUGAGCAGCUGGACCUGGCCACCCGGAAGGCAGCUCUGGUGGUGCCGGCGUUCGAGACCCUGCGCUACCGACUGAGCUUCCCCACCUCAAAAGCCGAGCUGCUCACCCUGCUUGACACUGGCUCCCUCUACACCUUCAGGUAUCACGUGUGGCCACGGGGCCAUGCCCCCACCGACUAUGCCCGCUGGCGGGAGGCCCCGGCCCCUUACCGCGUGGAGUGGGCCGCCGACUACGAGCCUUACGUGGUGGUGAGGAGGGACUGCCCCCGCUAUGAUCCCCGCUUCGUGGGAUUUGGCUGGAACAAGGUGGCUCAGAUCAUGGAGCUGGAUGCCCAGGAGUACGAGUUCCUGGUGCUGCCCGAGGCCUUCAUGAUCCACCUGCCGCACGCCCCGAGCCUGGACAUCUCCAAGUUCCGGUCGAGCCCCGCUUACCGCCGCUGCCUCCGGGCCCUGAAGGACGAGUUCCACCAGGACCUGUCCCGCCGCUACGGCGCUGCCGCCCUCAAGUAUCUGACGGCCGAGCGGCAACUCUGAGCUCCCCUCCGCCGGCCGGGGAUCCACCGACGUUUCCCCCCGCCCUCCCAGCCCCGCAGGGUCCUGAAGACGUCUUGGCCACGAGAAGGAAGCCCAGGAGGCUGACCAGACCCCUGGGGCGAGCGGGCACGGCCCCCGUCCACAGCCAGAGACUGGAUUGGGCUGAAAUCAAUCAAUCGUAUUUAUUGAGCGCUUACUUUGUGCAGAGCACUGGCCUAAGCGCUUGGGAAGUACAAGAUGGCAACAUAUAGAGACGGUCCCUGAAAGCAGGGCGGACCUACGCUGCGGACGGUGGGACGGGUCGGCGGCCCCGCGGGCCCCGGGGUCUCUAUUUAAAUUAUUUAAGGUGAUUUGAGUCGCCGUAAGAUGUACAUGAUCGUGCCGAGGCCCUGUGUGCCUGGAGCCCAGGCUGGACGGGGCGCGGGGCAGUCCGGGUUCUGCCUCUUUUGUCGCUCACUGGUCAAGGCCGGGGCCCGCCGGGUCCCCCUCCAUCUCCCUCCCUCCCCUUGACCCUGCGUUACACCCAAUCUUUUGUAAUUAAAGCUUUUCUAUUCUUUUCACA
Tachyglossus aculeatus (Australian echidna) is the source of this 2791-nucleotide messenger RNA. RefSeq names its product LARGE xylosyl- and glucuronyltransferase 2 (gene LARGE2). The annotation marks the transcript as partial. Lineage: Eukaryota; Metazoa; Chordata; Mammalia; Monotremata; Tachyglossidae. The transcript is spliced from 14 exons. Gene Ontology annotation, biological process: protein O-linked glycosylation via mannose. The record is from RefSeq and is a predicted model, not a curated record. Gene Ontology annotation, molecular function: xylosyltransferase activity; glucuronosyltransferase activity.